Messenger RNA from Gracilinanus agilis (Agile Gracile Mouse Opossum), 1203 nucleotides. Its product is annotated as granulocyte-macrophage colony-stimulating factor receptor subunit alpha-like. NCBI's taxonomy places the organism in Eukaryota, Metazoa, Chordata, Mammalia, Didelphimorphia, Didelphidae. The transcript is spliced from 11 exons. The coding region runs from base 1 to 1203 and encodes 400 amino acids. The record is from RefSeq and is a predicted model, not a curated record. Gene Ontology annotation, molecular function: cytokine receptor activity; protein binding. Gene Ontology annotation, cellular component: external side of plasma membrane; membrane. Gene Ontology annotation, biological process: cytokine-mediated signaling pathway.
AUGGCUGACCUUGUGGCACUUAUUUACACAUCAGUGUUAUGGACUUCAGCAUGCUGCCUGAAACAGGAGCAAGAGGAACUUUCAGCCAAAGUACCAGGCCUAUCAGUUACAGGUCUGAAUAAAGAUCCAAGGAAAACGGAGUUAACCUGGAACAAUAUUGACAAUAUCACAACACCUACAUAUGUAAUGGAAACACACAACUCACCAGUGAUGGACGAGAACUAUAUCAAAAAAGUCUGCUGUCACUUUUCUACUUGUACUCACGGAGCCAUGUUUAAAGAUUAUCUGGCCAUAUAUCAGAACAUAUCCAAAAGAGAACUCAUUUUUAAUAACACUGGAGAAGAAGAUACAGCUGCAACAAACUUCUCCUGUCUUGUUUACAAAGCUGAAUUCAUGAAUUGCACUUGGACAGUAGGCAGAGCAGCUCCAAGUGAUGUACAAUAUUAUCUUUAUUCACAGAAUACUAUGAGAAAACAAGAGACAGAAUGUACUAGUUACAUAGGAGAUUCCCAGAAAAGGCAUAUUGGAUGUCACUUUGAUAAACUCAAAGGAUUCAGAGGUGAAGGAUACUUCCUCGUAAUCGGUACCAGCAAAAAUGUCAAAAUAAAAAAUUUUUGCUCUAAAAAAAUUUCACUAUUUCGUAUAGAAAAGUUCAGUCCACCAUCUAAUAUCACUGUGAACUGCUCCAAAUCAAAUUGUCUUAUACAAUGGCAGAAACCCAAAACAAGACUUACAACUGGUGAUGGUGAAUUGGAAUACCAGUUUCACAUACAAAAAGAGGGUUCUCCGGAUACUCCCAAUGAGCUGUUUAAAAUAAGGGGAACUGAAAAAAAUGAAUAUGAGUAUCCACUUUAUGACACAGAAGCGAAGUAUAUCUUGAAAAUGAGAACAAAUCAUCGAAAUGGGAAUUGGGGUGAUUGGAGUGAACCUAUAGCAUUUGGAGGUUCUAAAGAACAAAAACUCAGUCUUAUAUAUAUUUAUGUAUUACUUGGGACAGCGCUCAUUACACUAUUCAUCUUCUUUAUCUUUAAAAGGCCCAGCACCCUAUACACUGUGUUAAUAAUUAGUUAUAGCCAAAAAUGGGAACAACUUUUUCGGAAGGUGGAAGAUACUCCUUUGUUAAAGGUGGAUCAUAUCAUCUGGGAAGAAUUUAAACAACCUGAAAAAUGUGAAGAAAUUAUGACUAUAGAUGUAAUAGGAUGA